AGGUGGCAAGGAAGGCGGGCUCUGUUUCCUGACAUCAAUGCUCAGAUCCAGAUCACAGCGCUGAGAGCCGCCCCAGCUGGCUAGGCCGUCCUGCUUUAGGAUUUCUUCUGGCUGCAGGCUGCGGGAAGCACCUGGGGAGACCCUCCAGCGACAAUGAAGGCAGUGACCUUUGAGGAUGUGGCUGUGAACUUCACCAUGGAGGAGUGGGCUUUGUUGGAUCCAUCCCAGAAAAAGCUCUACAGAGAUGUGAUGUGGGAAAACUUUAGGAAUGUGGCCUCUAUAGGAAGAAAUUGGGAUAACCAGCAAAUUGAAGAUGAGUACAAAAAUUACUGGGAGAAUCUAAGAAAUGCAGAGGUAGUUAACUUAUGGUAUCAACAUGGAAAAAUGGUUUUUGUGACUCCUGAUACAGAUGUGCACAUGAAACUUCCUGGUAUAAAACCAAGUGAAAGCCCUGCAUGUGGAAAGCCUCUGAUUGGUCAUUCAUCACCAACUGUGCCCAUCAUAAAUAACACUAGACUCCAAUCAUAUGAGCUCCAUGGAUUGGAACAGAAGCUGUCUAACUGUGACAGACAUGGGAAAACCUCCACUCACUUUCAGUAUUUGGAGAAACACGCAAAGACAAAUCCUGAAGAAAAACCCACUGGAUAUAAGCAAGAUGUGAGGCCCUUGAGUACACCCAACUAUGUACAAACCCUAAAAAGAAAUCACAGAAGGAUGAAUACCUAUAUAUGUAUACAACGUGGAAAAGGUUUGAAUUCUCACCGUGAUACUCAGAAACAUAAAAGAACUCACAAUGGGACAGAAUCCUAUGCAAAUAAACACUGUUUGAAAUCCUUAAAUAAUGACACUUCACUUACUAAUCCUGAAAGACUUCACACUGGGAGAAAACUCUAUGUAUGUAAGCAAUGUGGGAAAGCUUUCACGGCACAGAAUAAUUAUAAAAUACAUGAAAGGACUCACACUGGGGAGAAACCUUAUGUAUGUAAGCAGUGUGGGAAGGCUUUCAGGGCACAGAAUUAUUGUAAAAUGCAUGAAAGGACCCACACUGGGGAGAAACCCUAUGUAUGUAAGCAAUGUGGGAAAGCUUUUAGUGCACGCAAUAAUUGUCAAAAACAUGAAAGGACUCACACUGGGGAGAAACCCUAUGUAUGUAAGCAAUGUGGGAAAGCUUUUACCACACGCGAUAAUUGUCAAAAUCACGAAAGGACUCACACUGUGGAGAAACUCUAUGCAUGCAAGCAAUGUGGCAAAACUUUCAGCACGCACAGGAAUUGUCAAAGGCAUGGAAGGUAUCACACAGUGUAGAAACCCUAUGUGUGUAAGCAACAUGGAAAAGCCUUUCAGUUACUCCAGUACUCAACAUAGACAUUAAAAAAUUUGAGAGGAAAUUAACUUUGAAUAUAUAACGUGGCUUUACUGACAUGGAAAUACAGUGCAGAGAAGCCCUUUCUUUGUAUGUAAUAUAAAAAAUCAUUCAGUAUACAUGUAUUAUUACAUACCUGAAAGAAUUCAUAGAACAGAGAAUCUGAACUAUGUGGGAAAUGUUUUAUUUUUCUCAGUGCACUCAACUUCAGGAAAGAAUUCCCACAUGAAAGGGAAGCCAUAUGUGUGUGCAGUAAAUGUGGGAAACUUCCGUUUUUCUAGGUAGCUUGAAAAACAUAAAAGAACUCCCAUUGAAAUGAAAGCCUAUGUAAAUAAUAUGUGAAAUUUUUAUGUCUCGCAUAGCAUGAGAAAACAUGCACAAAUUCAAAAUUACAUUUAGUGUAAAUACCAAAUAUAAGAAUCAGAGUGACAGAUAUGUUAGGAAUGAGAUACACUGUUUCAAACCACUGGAGCAGAGACCGUCUCCCUCCAGUAUAUCUAUAGACUGAAUCGCCGACGUGGUUGGAAAAUGCAUAAUAAUGUUAAUUCAGAAUAACCAGUCAUCUUGCAUCUAAGUUUUUAAUACAUGGCCUUUAAGGGACAUUUUACCUGCAAACCAUCACCUUAUUUGUAUGGGUAAAGUGAAGUUCGUAUAAUCAGAUUUUAUUGAGUCUUAAAACACUUCAUUUGUGACAAUGUAGAUUAACCAAGAGGUCAUUAUGUGAAAUAUGCCACACAUAGACAAAUUAAAACCUGAUUUUUUUGUUUUGUUUUUGAGAUAGAGUUUUGCUCUGUAGUUCAGGCUGACCAUGAACUCACUGUAUAGCCCAGGCUGGCCCAGAACUUGUGCCAAACCUCCUGGCUCAGCUUCCUGAGUGUUGGGAUUAUAGACAUGUGCCACCAUGUCUGGCUUCAUAUUUGUUAUUAACAUCUUAAAUUGACAGUUUUGCGAAGCAGAGAAUUUAGUGAUGGUUCUAACGUGUGUGGGUGGGGAAGCUGAGAGAUGUUAAUGAGAAAGCACAAUUUCUUUGUAAGAGUACAAAAUGGUGUAGAUUCCUUGGUGACUACAGUAAUUAAUACAGUGCUACAUAGGAAAACAGUUUGCUAAAAGUUGCUUUUAGUGUUUUCUCCAUAUAACCAAAAGGUAAUUAUGUUAGAUGAUGCAAAUGCUACCAAGGAAAAAUGUAAUUUCACAAUAUAAAAAGCACCAAAUUGUGCUCUAUACUCUCAGUACAUGAUUUUGUUAUUUUUUCUGUUUAAUGAAUGCAAAUUUAGCAAAAUUAACAUCACUGUGGUUUCGUGAUAAAUGCCCAGAAUCUCUCCUUCAAUUUUUACAAAUGUAAUUUAAUUGGUACUAUAUUUAUUUCUUAAAAUAUUCAGUAUUACUUGGUCCAAAGGUUGUAGGAUAUUGUUAAACUAGAAGUAUUCAGUAUUUAUUGAAAUAUAUACUUGUUUCUUUGGAAAUGUAAAAUGUUUGAUAUAAUUUGGAAUCAAUUGACAUUGUCACAAGCUCAUUUCAUCCCAUUUUGACAAAGUUGUUAUAUAUGUUUUCAGAAAAUUUCUCCAUUUUAAAAGCA
Heterocephalus glaber (naked mole-rat) is the source of this 2939-nucleotide messenger RNA. The record is from RefSeq and is a predicted model, not a curated record. Lineage: Eukaryota; Metazoa; Chordata; Mammalia; Rodentia; Bathyergidae.